ACAACUUCUUCCAACUUUUCACGAUUCGAUCAUAAUUAUUUCCAGCGACAAUUUUAUCACUGUAUAAUUAUUGAAUUUGUGACAUAACAAUCACUGGCUACAAUGUCCUCCGAGAACAGUAUUUGUCGCGUAUGCCGUAAAAGCAAAAACGACGCUGCCCCUAGUUUUGUGUCUUUGUUUUUCAAGCAGGAAAUAGAAGACGCAGUAGAACCAAUCGCAUCUAUGCUGGAGUUCGUGGGAAGCAUUUCGGUUUCUGCAAAGGAUACCAACAUGCCGCAGGACAUUUGCGUUGAGUGCUUGGAACAAUUGAAGGCUUCGUAUCGUUUUCGAAAGCUUUGUAUGGAAUCAGACGACUUACUGAGAAAACAGUGCAAUCCGGAAGUGGUCACUGCUUCCGAGAAUAGCAGCUCUUCCCAACAACAGCAGCUGCAAGCUUCCGGCAAUAAAAGCCAUGCCGUUUAUCUUCAUAACUAUGAUCCCUCCUUCUAUCAUCUAGCGUUGGAUCGUUUCUACUAUAUGGAGCUGAUCUUCAUUGCGCGUCGCUGUUGUGGAUGUCGGCAGGCAUUUGGUUCAUCUGAAGAGCUUCAAUCACACUCUUUCAGUGUACACCGAAAGAAUCAAUCGGGUGUCACGGCUCAUCAGUGUCCGAUAUGCUUUUCCCGUUUUCCAUAUGCAGAUGCACUGCAUUAUCACCGCCAGGAAAUGCAAAGUAACGUGUUCUGCUGUCGAGAGUGUUAUUUGAUAUUCGAAAAGAAGCACACCUUGUUUAGCCACCUGCGGACCGAGCAUAGUCGCGAAGAGUUUGAGCUGGAGAAAGAAUUGUAUGCAGAUGAAGAUCAACCACCCAUGGGACACAGCAUUUUUGAUCCCGAUCCGGAGCAGCAUUUACUUGUAAGCAAUGUGCAGUCGUUAGCCGAUUCCAACGCUGAUCCGUACAUUUCGGGCUACUGUGAGUUGUCGCCUGAUCUGCGGCUAUGCGACCUCAGACCCUCGCAGUAUCGGUUCACCGAACGUACCGAUCGGUUCAGCAUCAUUGAGUUCACGUGGCAUCGGUGUUGCGCUUGUAAUCACAUGUUUAUGAAUCGUAGCGAUUUGGAAGUCCACUGUACGGAAGAGCAUCGGUUGCGGUACAAUCCGACUGCUACCGUAUACAUGCAGAGUAAGCCAUUUAUGUGUCAACACUGCUGGCGCCGAUUCAAGAAGAAGAGUCUCCUGGGACUGCAUCAGAAGUUUAACCGGAAAAAGGUGUACUCAUGUAACACCUGCAUGCACAUUUUCUUCGGUGGACCGGCGUACGAAAAACAUUUGCCUAAUUGUUACCCCUCAUUCCUGAACCCAGUCCAGUUGACCACCGCUGACGAAGCAGCAUAUGUGGGACAUCCAAUGAUGAAGGAAGAACCCGAGGACGAUGAUGAAGACGGUGAUGUCUACAUUUUAAAUGAUUGAAAUGAAGCCCUCUGCUAGUUUUCAGUUAAUGAUUUAAACAUUAACAUGACAUUCUACCAUUUGAAUAGCUAGAG
Ochlerotatus camptorhynchus is the source of this 1520-nucleotide messenger RNA. Its product is annotated as replication initiator 1-like. The transcript is spliced from 2 exons. Gene Ontology annotation, biological process: regulation of DNA-templated transcription. The coding region runs from base 103 to 1446 and encodes 447 amino acids. Lineage: Eukaryota; Metazoa; Arthropoda; Insecta; Diptera; Culicidae. The record is from RefSeq and is a predicted model, not a curated record. Gene Ontology annotation, molecular function: DNA-binding transcription factor activity, RNA polymerase II-specific; RNA polymerase II cis-regulatory region sequence-specific DNA binding; zinc ion binding. Gene Ontology annotation, cellular component: nucleus.